CGACACUCAUUGACCUGCGGACAUUCAUCACUACCGUCUUGAUACCCCUCAUAUCCAUACCAUACAAUGCCGGCCUUUACUCCCCUCCGUCCUUUCCUGCGGGCCCCCGCGACUACUUUCUCUGCUCGUUCUUUCAGCUCGUCUCCAGCGCGUUCCGUCGCCCGUCUGAUCAUCACGGGUCGUCUGGGAGCUGAGCCUGAGCUCCAGGCAACAUCCACCGGACAGGAUGUUGUGAAGUACGUUGUCGGCACGUCGUACGGCCCCAGGGACAACCGCCAGACCAGCUGGUUCCGCGUUUCGAGCUUCCAGCAGGAAGGUCCACAGAGGGACCAUCUCCUCAGCUUGCCAAAGGGUACCCUAGUCUACGUCGAAGGUGACGCUAGCAUCCGUACCUAUGAGGAUGCCGAAGGCAAGAAGCAAUCCAGCCUGAGCGUUGUGCAAAGGACUCUCGAAGUUCUCAAGCGCCCCAGCUCUGAGUCCUCCUUCCCGUCCGAAGAGACUCAAUAAAUUGCCUUGAAUACUAUAGGCACGGGCGUCCUUGCUAUGUAUACCCAAUUGAAUACAUUUCUUUUUUGUCCCAUUCCAGGACCUACCGGUUCUGAUACGGAGGAUUUCUGGCAGGAUUGAAUUCUCUACUCCUUGUAUUUUUUUUUUUCCCUUUAUCUGAUUCCAGAACGAAUGAGUGUAAUGUGUGGAUGAGAAUGUAUUAUUUCUAUGUUGAUCUUGAAUAUAUCGCAUUGCUACGUAAAUUGCCGUGUUACAGCCCUAGCCAUAACGUGCAUCACAUGCUAGACUAGAAGACUCAUGGAAGAAGAAUGAAGGAACACCAAGUCCAACUGGCCGAGAUUCCAACCUACUAUGUAACAGCUGUUGAC
Messenger RNA from Paecilomyces variotii, 875 nucleotides. Its product is annotated as putative ssDNA binding protein. Lineage: Eukaryota; Fungi; Ascomycota; Eurotiomycetes; Eurotiales; Thermoascaceae. Gene Ontology annotation, molecular function: single-stranded DNA binding. Gene Ontology annotation, cellular component: mitochondrial nucleoid. The record is from RefSeq and is a predicted model, not a curated record. Gene Ontology annotation, biological process: mitochondrial DNA replication; positive regulation of helicase activity. The coding region runs from base 67 to 507 and encodes 146 amino acids. The transcript has 3 exons.